AUGUCCUUUGUUCAAAUAAAAAUAGAAUAUGAUUACUAUUCGAGCAAACGUAUAACGCCAAUCUUUUUAAACGAAGAAGAUAAAAUUUCCAUGAAAUAUAAUGAUUUUAAAACCAGGAUUUUGAAUGACGUUCCACAUUUAUCCAAGAUAGCGUCGUUGCGAUUAACAAUCCAAGAAGAUGGUCUCGAAGUAGAUUUGUCCCCGACAUAUUUCUCCCAUCAAAUUAAAGGUAUAUUAGCAAAGUCAAAAACAAUAAGCAUUAAAGCCAUUGAGUUUGACUCUCCAAUCGUGAACGCCGUCGACUGUGAAAUAAGUACUCAAAAAUCCACCACACAGUCAAGAAAACCAACAGUACGGUCCAAAGUAAGAAGAUCCUUGAAUUUAUUCCCAACAGCAGAAAAUCCUCCGGAGUCGAUUAACAGUAAAAGUGUGACAAUCAAUGACAUGCCAAAGAGCUUGCCGAUAGCAUCGCAGCUUGAACGAUAUGCGAUAAAACAAAGGAAUACUGUUCGUGAUAUCGAAAGUGAAUUAGAACAAAAGCGAAGUAAUUUGAUACGUUUUGACGAUAGAUUGAAACGCGCCUCGGAACAAAAUGCAGGUCAUCUGUCUGUCUGCAGCAAUUGCCAGUUAAAACUGGGGCAUACAAAGAAAAUUUGUUCAUUGAGCCCAUGUCAAUCUGCGUACUCUUGCGGCUUUUUGUCGAAACACAGCAGCGAGAAAUCAGUACGAACCGCACUGGAUAGGGAAGUGUCACGCAUACAAAAUAAGCUGACGACGGCCAAAAAGGAAAUGGAAAACGCAGGGCGGGCUGCAGCAAAAGUUACUAAUUCUGCAUAA
This is a messenger RNA of Paramuricea clavata, 837 nucleotides long. Lineage: Eukaryota; Metazoa; Cnidaria; Anthozoa; Malacalcyonacea; Plexauridae. The record is from the annotation of a GenBank genome assembly.